CGCUUCUUAUCGCUCCCAGAAACUCUCACGGCCGCCAUGAUGCUUGUUUGCCUUCAGUAAGAAAGAGCAGCGGAUCAGAAACAAAGGAAACGCGCACUCGUCUCUGUGAACUGGUAUGAGCUUACAGUAUUACCGGGAUGCCCAAGGAAAAAUAUGAUCCGCCUGACCCAAGAAGGAUGUACACAAUAAUGUCCAGUGAGGAGGCGGCCAACGGGAAGAAGUCAUACUGGGCAGAGCUGGAGAUUGUUGGAAGAGUGAGGAGUUUGAGUUCAGCAUUAUGGUCCCUUACCCAUCUCACUGCUCUUCAUAUCAGUGAUAACUCACUUUCGCGAAUCCCGCCCGACAUUGCCAAACUACACAACUUGGUGUACCUGGACCUCUCGUCCAAUAAAAUCAGGAGCCUGCCCGCCGAGCUAGGCAACAUGGUAUCUCUCAGGGAACUGCUUUUAAAUAACAACCAGUUACGAGUUCUGCCUUUUGAGCUUGGAAAACUCUUUCAGUUACAAACGUUGGGUUUGAAAGGGAACCCACUUGCACAAGAAAUCUUGAACCUCUACCAAGAGCCUGAUGGGACACGUCGGCUCCUCAGCUACCUGCUGGACAAUCUCGCAGGCACCAAACGUGAACAGCCACCACCUCGCUCAUGGAUACCAUUGCAGGAGCCUGACCGGACACGGCCAGCAGCACUUUUCUCUGUAAUGUGCUACAACGUGCUGUGUGAUAAGUACGCCACACGUCAGCUCUACGGCUACUGUCCCUCCUGGGCCCUCAACUGGGAAUACAGGAAGAAGUCCAUCAUGCAGGAGAUCCUCAGCUGCAGCGCAGACAUCAUCAGCCUGCAGGAAGUGGAGACGGAGCAGUACUAUAGCUAUUUCCUGGUGGAGCUGAAGGAACAUGGUUACGAAGGAUUCUUCAGCCCGAAGUCCCGGGCCAGGACUAUGUCAGAAUCGGACCGCAAACAUGUUGACGGCUGCGCCAUUUUCUAUAAAACGGAGAAGUUCAGUCUGGUGCAGAAGCACACAGUGGAGUUCAACCAGCUGGCUAUGGCAAAUUCUGAAGGUUCAGAGGCCAUGUUGAACAGGGUGAUGACCAAGGACAACAUCGGAGUGGCUGUACUACUAGAGCUGCGGAAAGAGAUCAUGGAGCAGUCUGCUGGAAAGCCUCUGCAUGGCAUGGAGAAACAGCUCCUCCUUGUGGCCAAUGCUCACAUGCACUGGGACCCCGAGUACUCGGAUGUGAAGCUUGUCCAGACCAUGAUGUUUCUGUCUGAAGUGAAGAACAUUGUGGACAAAGCCACUCGCAGUCUCAAGCUCUCCUCCAUCUCAGGAGAAACCAAUGCUAUCCCUCUCGUCCUGUGUGCUGACCUCAACUCUCUGCCUGACUCGGGUGUGGUGGAGUACCUGAGCACAGGUGGUGUGGACAGCACCCACAAGGACUUCAAAGACCUGCGAUAUAUUGACAGCUUGACCAACUUUAACUGCAACGGCAAGAACGGCACCUCCAGCACCAGGAUCACACACGGCUUCAAGCUGAAGAGUGCUUACGAGAACGGCCUGAUGCCUUUCACCAACUACACCUAUGACUUUAAGGGCAUCAUUGACUACAUCUUCUACUCUCAACCUUUGCUUAAUGUGCUGGGCAUUUUGGGUCCCUUGGACCUCCACUGGCUCCACGAGAACAAUAUCGAUGGCUGCCCCCAUCCCCACGUCCCCUCUGAUCACUUCUCUCUGUUUGCACAACUGGAGCUGCUCCUGCCCUAUCCGCCUGCUGUCAAUGGCAUUCAUCUGCCGGGUCGCAGGUAGUUCUCCGAGCCAGCAGGGGGAGCUCCGGCCCCGACCUCCUUUUGCUCUCAUAGUGGAGAGAGAAUGAGGCAAGGGCUGUUGUGUAUAAAUCUGAUUCCCUUAAGAGGAGAUGGGGUACGGCAAACUUUUAUUCCCACGGAUUUUAACUGAAAAAGACAUUAAUGUCAGUCUUAUGUCUACCAUCUCCCACCCAGUUUUUGUUGUUGUUUUUGUUUUCCCACCUUCUGUUUUCUGGGCACAGUUAACAUUCUGUACUUUUUCUUUCCAAAACCCCAAGGGCCCUGAGUGAUUAUGUAAGUUUUACCUAAAGACAGAAAAAAAAAAGCUUUUUUAUAAAUAACUAAAUGGCAAUAUCUUUGAUACCCAUGCAGGGAGUCCCGAUCAAGCGAGUUAUCAUGAAGCGCAUAAUUUUGAUCAUGCUACUAUAAAGCCAGUUUAGAGCAUGCAGCUGAAUUUGAUGAAAAAUAAAAAUGAAUUUCACCAGCUUAGGUCAGAUAAUCCGACUCCAGGAACAACCCUUUAAACAAGGGCUUUUAAUGUGUAAAGAGAGCUGGCCGAACUCAUAUUUGCACUCAGUGGUGCUGAGGCCUCUAGCUGUACACCAGCGAUGGCUUUGCACGGCCCACCAUCACCACCUGCCGGGCCUUGUUGGUCUUAUAAUUAAGUCUAUUGGAUGCCAGAGCGAUUGUACCCUUUUUUUUUUUUUUUUUCUCUCUCCUUUCUUUCCAAGUGUGAAUGCCCGUUUAUGCUCCCUGUGAUGGCCGACUUAUGAAGUCGUCUAGCUUCAUGUGCCAUAGAGCACUCCUUGAAAUGAGGUGUUCGCUUUUUGGUGCGUACAGCUGAGAAAUGAUUUCAGGGAAGAGAAUUAUCUGGAAUGGCCUUUGCAGCUGGGGAAGUUUAGCCGGAAAUCAUGUUAAGAUGCGGAGAAUGUUAGAACAGGCAAAGACGAGCACAUCCCACUCCUAGACCCUCAGUGUGACCUGUAGAUGCCUCACCCAGCCAAGACUCCAGAUCACUCCAGAUUCUUAUUUAAAAUAAAAAAAUAUCUACAUGAUUGUAUACAAACGGCAAAGUUCCUGAUAAACUGUUUUUUUUUUUGUACACUUUUAGAUUUGGUUAAAAUGAUUGUAUUGUAAAUGGAAGUUAAGUUUCUUUUCGUUUCAGAUGUUCAUCCUAAUGAACAGUCAAAAGACCAGCGUGUUAAAAAAAAAAAAAAAAAAGGUUUUCAGGUUUCUGCUGUGUAAAGUUGCACUUUUUUCAAAGGUUCCCUUUUUUUUUUCCCAGUGUACCUUUUUUAUUUUUUAUUUUUUUUAAUAUUCCACUGAGGCAGAUAUUUGGUGACGUCGUCUUGUUACCCACUCCGAUAUUUAAGAACAUGCAUCAUUGUGUGCCUCACUGAUUCUUUCUCGAAGCGCACUGCCAGUGCUAUCAGUGGACACCUGAACAGCCUCAAUCUUUCUGUACAUCUUCACCAUUCUUAGAUAAUAUCCUCAUUUCUGUUGGUUGGGGCAGGGUUUGUAUUCGCUAAAGGACAUCAUAAUCUAAAAAAACAAUUUUCUUUGAGUGUCUACAAAGUCGGGUAAAGUAAGUGUUUCUGCUGUGCGAUCUGCGCUCGUGAUUUGGAGAAAUCCUGUCAUUCUCCUUAAGGUUUUUUUGUUUUGUUUUUCCUCAUUUGAAUUCCCUAUUUACUGCCACUUUUCCUCUCGACUCAGGCAAUUCACUUUAUCCGUAUAUUUUGCUUGUGUAUCUCUUUGUUUUGGAUCUCGUUCUGUAUUUCACUUCCUGCUAAAUCACUGUUAUCUCCAUGUGUCGUGCCAUCCAAUGCAUUCUGCCACGAGGCCAAGUGUAAAGCUCGAUUUACUACUGUAAAGCCUGUUCUCUGACCUAAUGAAAACAUACAUGGUAAUUUUUUUUUUUUUUUGGUUGUUUUCUUUAAAUGCAAGGCUAGAGUACCAUUUAGUGUGGUCUGAUUUAUAACUUCAUCGUCUACGGUGGCACCGUCGUUUAUUGCCACAUGCUCUCAAAGCCAAUUUGUUUUCUGUUUCCCCCUCCCUAUUGAAUUUGUCAGGUUUUUAAAAUCGAAUGGAUUGACAAGCACUUAUUGUAGAUCACUGGUGCAGCUACUCAUUGCAUUUUCGUUUUUUUUAAAUGAAAACCCACUUUUGCUUUGAGGCAGAAGUCCAUUUUAAUGACUUUUAUCAAGCAAGAGAAAAUAGAUGAACUGGGGAGGACCAUCUUAUAGUUGCUGUUUUUGGUGUCCCUUUUUAUUCCUUACGUUAUCUCAGUCAGUUUUGUUUUUCUUCUGGUUAUUUUUAAUUGAAAGCAACUUGUCUGGUUUUGGAUUGCUGAUGGUGUUGUAGUAAAAAGAUUUUUGUAAAGUGUGAAUAAAUAAUGUAUCACGUUUCCUUUCUUUGACCUGAAUUGUUAAUGUAUUAUAUCUAAUAGUUUGUCUCUUUAAUUUUGAUUUUGUUUUGUAAUACACAAAACCAAAUUUUUUUGUAAAAAUGUUGGCACACUGAAUUAUAGAUUUAUAUUGUUGCUAACCUUCACUUCAAGAUACUUUUUGAGAAGGGAAAAAAAAUGCGUCAAUGGGAUCGUAAAGUGUCACAGAGAAAUAAAGUGCUGUCAUUUUGUCACCAAACAAUUUUGACUUUGACCCUGAGCUUUAUGUGACAUUUCACUUUGUUUGAGAGCCAGUUAGUUUAAAGUGUAUAAACACGUUUGGGUUGUGGUAAGCAUAGCAGACACUUUUAUUUCUCUCCAGAUUUUCCUGUUUUCUUUCUAUUGAUUUCCAGAAGAAAGUAUGCUUAAAUGUAGAUGAGAUGGAGACCUCUCUUAUAUUAGCAAGUGUUCUUGUUCUCCUUCGGUUCUGUGCACUCCUCAGUUUCACAACCUCUGAAUAAGUCACUUUAACUAAAUUGUGCAUGUUUAGAUAUUGUUGCCAUCACCAACUUAUUUAGGUGUUUUUGUUUCCUAUGGGUCAAAGGCAAUGGUUUCAGGUGGUUUCUUGUGCACAACAGGCAAAAACAGCAUAAUGCUAAUCAUGUCAACAUGCUCAACUUGGCAAUAAUGACUCGGCCAUUUUCCCUCUUUUCAGAUCCACUUGAGCAGAUGUUUCUGACUUUACCAUAGAAUUUAUUUUCGUUUCCUUUUCCUGUGUCAUAGUCAACAUUUCUCUGUCAGUAGGGGUAGUAUUUCAAUGGUCAGGACUGGUUGAAUCAGCUGAGAGUCAAUAAGCAUUUAGGUAAUGUCACUAUAUAAUGCACUGGACCAAGUCUUGUUUACCAUUUAUGGAAUACCAGCAUAACACUUGCACAAUGUUAAAA
This is a messenger RNA of Carassius auratus (goldfish), 5128 nucleotides long. RefSeq names its product CCR4-NOT transcription complex, subunit 6a (gene cnot6a). The transcript is spliced from 12 exons. Gene Ontology annotation, molecular function: protein binding; 3'-5'-RNA exonuclease activity. The record is from RefSeq and is a predicted model, not a curated record. NCBI's taxonomy places the organism in Eukaryota, Metazoa, Chordata, Actinopteri, Cypriniformes, Cyprinidae. Bases 138 to 1802 code for a protein of 554 amino acids.